UCGGUAAAUUCUCCGAUUUCCACGUCGGUGGGUCACCAAAAUUGUGACACAAAGUGUCUUUAAUCGGCAGACAAAUUUGCCGAAAUUUUGACGCAUAAUUUCAGGUGGAAAACUACAAAAUCGCUACGAAAAACCGCGACAAAACUUCGGGCACCUGCUGCGACCGCCACGAGGGAGUGCAUUUCAAGAUGGAGGACGACUGGGAUUCGGCGGAAUGGGAGCAGGGUGGGAGCAAAAAAUCUCACCGACGAGCCAAUCGAGAGGCUGAAAAUGCUUAUGAAAAUGGUGUAGAAAGUGAUGAUGACUUCAGUGAUCCAGAGGGAUUUGUUGAUGAUGUAACUGAUGAAGAGUUGCUCGGAGACCUUCUUCGCCAGAAACCAAAAGAAACUGAUGGCAUUGAUGCUGUGAUUGUUGUAGACAAUGUGCCAAAAGUGGGGCAAGAACGAGUGGAUAAACUCAGAAAUGUCAUCCGUAAAAUUUUCUCCAAGUUUGGGAAAAUUGUCACAGAGUACUUUCCAGAGGAAGAUAAACAAACUAAAGGCUACAUCUUCCUGGAGUACUCCUCUCCUGCCAACGCCCAGGAGGCUGUGAAAAUGACUGAUGGCUACAAGUUGGACAAACAGCAUACAUUCUCUGUCAAUCUCUUCUCUGAUUUUGAUAAGUAUGCCAAUGUUCCCGAUGAAUGGGAGCCCCCAACUGCCCAGCCUUUCAAGGAUCAUGGCAAUCUCAAGUCAUGGUUGUUGAAUGAAGAUUGUCAGGAUCAGUACAGUGUCAUCUAUGAUGGUGGCGAGCGUACAUCUAUAUACUACAACUCUUCAAAUGAACCUAUCCCAGUUGAGGAACGGGCACGUUGGACUGAAACCUAUGUGAAGUGGUCUCCACAGGGUAACUACCUGGCUACGUUCCAUUCUAAGGGUAUUGCCUUGUGGGGUGGCGACAAAUUCAAGCAGAUCAUGAGGUUUAGUCACAAUGGGGUUCAACUGAUUGACUUCUCACCAUGUGAAAGGUACCUGGUGACAUUCAGUCCUCUCCCUGACAACCGGGAAGACCCACAGGCUAUCAUUAUCUGGGAUAUUAGGACUGGUCAGAAGAAACGAGGGUUUCACUGUGAGAAUGCCUCAGUAUGGCCUAUAUUCAAGUGGAGUCCAGAUGGUUGUUACUUUGCCAGGACUGGAGAAGAUUGUAUUAGUAUCUAUGAGACUCCUUCAUUUGGUAUGUUAGACAAGAGAAGUUUAAAGGUUCAAGGAAUCAAAGAUUUUACCUGGUCUCCCAGUGAUAACAUGAUAGCUCAUUACGUGCCUGAAGACAACAAUGUGCCCGCUCGAGUGACACUGCUCGAGAUCCCCAGUCGCCGUGAGCUCUGUGUGAAGAACUUGUUCAAUGUUGCUGACUGUAAGAUGCACUGGCAGAAGAAUGGAGACUACCUGUGCGUCAAGGUUGAUAGGUACAGUAAGAUGAAGAAGGAGAAGGAUAACGUCAAGUACAGUGGAAUGUACCAUAACUUCGAACUGUUCCGUAUCCGAGAAAAGCAGAUUCCCGUUGAUAAGGUUGAAACGAAGGACCCUGUGAUUGCAUUUGCAUGGGAACCUGUUGGCAGUCGGUUUGCCUUUAUCCAUGGAGAAAGCACAAGGAUAUCUGUUAGUUUCUAUAACAUCAAACCAGCACCAGCAGGAAAAGUAGAACUAAUCAAAACUCUGGAGAAGAGGCAAGCCAACCAUCUCUUCUGGUCUCCUACUGGUCAGUUCGUCGUGGUCGCUGGUCUUAGAAGUAUGAGUGGUGUCCUGGAAUUCAUUGAUGCCAAUGAUUGUACCGUGAUGAACCAGACAGAACACUUCAUGGCGACUGAUGUGGAAUGGGAUCCAACAGGAAGAUACGUGGCCACGGCUGUCAGUUGGUGGGGGCACAAGGUGGAUAAUGCCUACUGGAUGUGGACCUUCCAAGGUCGUAUCUUACAAAAGAAGCCCAUUGAGCGUUUCUGUCAAUUGCUAUGGCGUCCACGCCCACCGACUUUGCUGACCAAUGAAAUGAUCAAGGACAUCAAGAGGAACAUGAAGAAGUAUGCAGCCAAGUUCGAGCUGAAGGAUCGUAUGUUCCAGUCCAAGGCAUCCAAGGAAAUUGUUGAGAAGCGACAGGCGUUGGUUGAGGAGUUCCGUGCGUACAAGGAAGGUGCCCUUGAAGAUUACUACAAUGAGAAGGACAUCCGUUUGGAGAUGAGGGAUGGCAUCGAUACUGACGAACUGGAGAGUCACGUUGAAAACUUCGAGGAGGAAACCAUUGAAUUUUUGGUCAAAGUCGAGGAAACCGUUCUCGAGUAGACGCCAGAAGAAUCCCACGUAUUGUAUCAAGAGCCUGUUCGCCAUCUUGAAUUAACUCCUGAGUCGUCUGCCUGCUAAGAAUUGGCCUGUUUGCUACUGGCGUUGGUUGAAUUCAACGGUUUGUGGUGUCAGUUGUGAUCUGAUAUCGUUUGAACUGGUACAUUAUAAUCUAUUAUCAUUAGAGGUAAAAGUAUAUUACCGUCAGUUAGUUUUUCUGUGUGUAAACAAGUUAGGUCAGCGUAUACUUUGUAUUGUCUUUUUGCAUGCUACACUCGCACUGUUGUAUAACCCAUAAAUCUACCCUUGCUGUGGUAUUAUUUCUGCUAAGUCUUGAAUUUAGACUGCUUAAUCAAACUAAUUGCAUAUUGAACAGAAAUCCCCUGAUCAAGUAUUUCAUUUCUAAACAAUACCAAGAACUGUUAAUGAACCUAUCUUGAUAGAUCAUGUAUCAUGCAAGAAAUUCUGAUCAUGAAAUAUUUUGCUCCACCUCUGAAUCUUUCCGGGUCAGUUUUGUCCGCCAUUCUAACUCUAGUUUAUCACUGUUUGUGCUGUAUGGUCCAUUCUGUGCCUAUUUUCCGAUACCAUAUCGGUUAUGAUGUAAAGCACAUAAACCAAGUUGUAGUAGAAGCUAGUGGAUUGCUUAUUACUUCUAAUAAAUUAAUGGGGUUGAAA
Lineus longissimus is the source of this 2987-nucleotide messenger RNA. Its product is annotated as eukaryotic translation initiation factor 3 subunit B-like. Bases 189 to 2315 code for a protein of 708 amino acids. Gene Ontology annotation, molecular function: RNA binding; translation initiation factor binding; translation initiation factor activity. The record is from RefSeq and is a predicted model, not a curated record. NCBI's taxonomy places the organism in Eukaryota, Metazoa, Nemertea, Pilidiophora, Heteronemertea, Lineidae. The transcript is spliced from 14 exons. Gene Ontology annotation, cellular component: eukaryotic translation initiation factor 3 complex. Gene Ontology annotation, biological process: translational initiation.